Messenger RNA from Myxozyma melibiosi, 1346 nucleotides. Its product is annotated as homoserine dehydrogenase-domain-containing protein. The transcript has 4 exons. Lineage: Eukaryota; Fungi; Ascomycota; Lipomycetes; Lipomycetales; Lipomycetaceae. Bases 89 to 1210 code for a protein of 373 amino acids. Gene Ontology annotation, molecular function: aspartate kinase activity; NADP binding; homoserine dehydrogenase activity. Gene Ontology annotation, biological process: aspartate family amino acid biosynthetic process; L-homoserine biosynthetic process. The record is from RefSeq and is a predicted model, not a curated record.
CUAUAAUUGCAAGUGCAUUUGUCUAUAAUUCUGUUCAGUUGACUUUUUACAGUCCUUUGCUUGAAGAAAUUAAAAACAUACAUUAGAAAUGGUUCGCUCGGUUAAUGUCGCUAUCGUUGGCGCCGGUCUCGUUGGCUCCGCCUUCAUCAACCAACUUCAAUCCCUGCGUUCGCACGCGAUAACCUACAACGUGAUCCUGAUCGCGCGCUCGACCAAGGCUCUGGUCUCCAAGUCCUACGCGCCCCUCCCGCUCGCCAAUUGGUCGCAGGACCUGGCCGCGAGCUCGCCGGCGUCGGGCCUGUCGCCGGGCGACCUGGCCGCGUACCUCGAGAAGAGCCCGUUGCCGGUGAUUCUGGUCGACAACACGUCUUCGGACGCGCUCGCGAAAGUGUACCCCGUGUUUCUCUCGCAGGGGGUGUCGAUCGCGACGCCAAACAAGAAGGCGUUCUCGUCCGAGCUCGGGCUGUGGAACUCGCUCUUUAGCUCGGCGGCCAACUUCGCCGCGGAGCCCAAGGGCAAAGGAUUUUUGUACCACGAGGCCACUGUCGGCGCCGGUCUGCCUGUGAUCUCGACGAUCAAGGACCUGGUCGCGACCGGCGACGAGGUCGUCAAGGUCGAGGGCAUCGUCAGCGGCACGCUCUCCUACAUCUUCAACGAGUUCUCCACCCUCUCUGGCGGCGCGCCCGUCAACUUCUCCGACGUCGUCAACAAGGCCAAGGAGCUGGGCUACACCGAGCCCGAUCCGCGCGAAGACCUCAACGGCCUCGACGUCGCGCGCAAGCUGACCAUUCUCGCGCGCCUCGCGGGGCUCGACGUGCAGUCCGCGACCUCGUUCCCCGUGCAGUCGUUGAUCCCGCGGCCGCUCGAGGAGAUCGAGGCCGUGUCGGAGUUCAUGGCAAAGUUGCCGGAGUAUGAUGGCAAGAUGGAGGAGACGCGCGCAAAGGCGGCCGAGGAGGGCAAGGUCCUGCGGUUCGUUGGCAAGAUCGACUUGAGCGGCGAGUCGGCGCAGAAGGUUAAGGUCGGCAUUGAGAAGUACGAUGCCGCGCACCCGUUUGCGUCGCUCAAGGGCUCUGAUAACGUCAUUGCGUUCUACACCAAGCGCUACGGCAAGAACCCCCUGAUCAUCCAGGGCGCCGGUGCCGGAUCUGAGGUCACCGCCAUGGGCGUUCUCGGCGACGUCUUGAAGAUCGCUGAGCGUGUCGCCAAAUGACUUGCCGACGAAUCCGAUUCGAUCAAAGCUGCGUUUCGUAGCCGGUUGUAAUAUUGACCAAACUACGAAUUAAGGAGAUGAUGAUGGAUGAUAUAUCUUUGUCAACCUUUUAUUGUAUAUAAAUGCAACAACAAAA